AUGACUGGGGCGUCAACGUCGAGUAACCAGGAGAGAGUUUUCGCGUCCACACCCCCCAAACUUUAUCCGGACCAAGGUUCAGUUCUCGGAGCAGCAGCUUGUCGUUCUAACGAAAACCUUUGCAUUGAUGACUACUUGAUUUACCUUCAGAAAAUUGGUUUCGAUGAUCCUGAGGAGGGUCAAAUCGAUGAACUGAACUUCCUCUUUCAGGCGAAUCAUUUGCCAAUUUCGGUUUUCCAACCCAACGCUCAAAACCGUGAUCGGGAGUCGGGUGCUUGUCAAACCUUUCUUACUCCAACUACUUCCACCAGUGGUGCAGGCGUGAAGCCUGGGCCAGUUGAAGUCGAUUUAACGCCUCAUCUGGUUGUGUCAGUCAAACCAGAACGGGAUGACUUGCUGCUUACUCCUCAACAAACCAGCUCUGUUGAGGAAGUCACUUUCGAUACAGAGUCCUCAGAAAAUAUGACUGAUUUCACGCCUCGAAAACUUCCGGUGUCAAAAAAGGUUCUGGGACCUUUCGAAAGUACCUGUUCAAUCACUAGUCGUACUAGCGCACCCUCAGAAUACUUCGCCUUAAGUCCUCCUCCUUCCAAUUCUGUGGUCAGAUCGCUCCAGCGCAACACAGAAUUGGGGAGUCCUCCAUCGACGCUGUUCGUCACACAAGCUUCCCCCUCAAGUUCUCGUGUCCCUAUUUUCGUGGGUCCCCUCACGGAUGCUGCUACACUGACAAGGUCCGCUUUAUCACCCUUGCCUUCCUCUCUGUCGCAUAAUGGGGUUCUUAAAUCUCUCUCCAACGUUCGUCAAACUCCUCAGCCCCGACAUCACCUUCACUUUAGCCAAGACCGCUUUCAUCAGCUUCAAAAUCAGGCACGACGUAAUAUGACAGAGAAUGAGACAUUCGUUUGGCCUCGAUUCGACACUCCGCGUCACCUUUGCAUCCCUGGCCCCCGUGGUUCUAAUUCCUCAGAGGAUCUGGGUCACAUCUCAGACACGGAGUUCUGCCCUCGGGUGUCGCAGACAUCUAGCUGGCGGAAGAAGGAAGAGGAGGGGUGGGACGAAGAAGUGGAUCAGAGUGAAGGGGAUGAAGGAGAACAGGACGGGUACGAGCGGUGGGAGGAGGAAGGUGAAAUUAAGUUCUCCAGGAUCGUAACCUCUCCCUCCGUCCCUGGCAGUACUCCACGAUCUUCCUUUUGCGAUCGCAAUAUUCGUGACAUUAACAUUCUCAAACGUCUUGCUGUGCCCUUCUCUUAUGAGGAGGUGGCCUACAGCUCUAAUGAGCGCUUUCGAGAGAUUAAAUCAAAACCCGGACUCACUUUUGAUCAGAUAACCGCAAUGCUGGAUGCGCGUCGCCGAGCGACGAAUCGGCAGGCGGCAGAGCGUUGUCGCCGUGUCAAAUCGGCAGCUCGUGACAGUCUGGCGAACCAGCUUGACCGCCUUCGUCUGGAGCAUGCUGAUCUCACCAGGCGUAUUAUCUGCACUCGAAGACGACGUCAACAAAAGUGGGAUGAAUUGACGUCAGCGCAAAACCAUUUGCUUCAGAACCUUGUUGACAGCACUGGAACGCCACUAGAUCCUUCGCAAUGGCGCAUACAGACGACUAGUGAAGGCGAGUUGAUACUUGUGCGCAUCAACGUCAGUGGGGACAUUAAUAACCGCAAUAACGAAGAUGGUAGAAACGAUGACCACGAAGAAACAGGAAAUUCAGCAAAGUUGUCAUAG
Messenger RNA from Echinococcus granulosus, 1719 nucleotides. RefSeq names its product Nuclear factor erythroid 2-related factor. Lineage: Eukaryota; Metazoa; Platyhelminthes; Cestoda; Cyclophyllidea; Taeniidae. Gene Ontology annotation, molecular function: DNA binding. Bases 1 to 1719 code for a protein of 572 amino acids. The transcript has 7 exons. The record is from RefSeq and is a predicted model, not a curated record. Gene Ontology annotation, biological process: regulation of DNA-templated transcription.